CACACACACCCGCAACACAAGCACUCUCCCACCAACACCUCUCCUCCUCGCGCAAACCUCACUCUCUAAUCCAUCACGCGACAUUUAAGUACCCAAUCCCGCAUUGAGUAUCUGCUUUACAGAUUUUCCCUGCCAUCCUUGCUCUGCACCGAUAACCCAGUCGUCAAGAUGCCCAACACAUGCCCGAACUGUGGCUGUUCGAAUCCUGCCGACUUCGAUGAUUCCUCGGGUCAGGUAGUUUGCACCAAUUGCGGAACCGUCGUCAACGAAUCGCACAUUGUCUCGGAAAUCACUUUCGGCGAAAAUAGUGCGGGUGCUGCAACCGUCCAGGGAAGUCGUGUCGGCGCCGGUCAGACUCACGCCUCUACCGGUGGAAGAUAUCGCAGCGGAACGAGUAUCGAGAGUCGCGAGCAGACGAUCGCUGAAGCCCGCCGAAGAAUCAACCAGCUCGCCGCGGUCCUCGCCUGUCCCGACCACUAUGCCGAGAUCGCGCAGCGCAACUACACCCUUGCUCUGACACACAACUUUACGAAGGGCCGCAAGGCGCAAUACGUCGUCGCAUGCUGUCUCUACAUCGCGUGCCGCAUGGAGAAGUCCUCGCACAUGCUGAUCGACUUUUCGGACAUCCUUCACAUCAACGUCUUCACCCUCGGACAGACGUACCUCAAGCUUUUGCGCACCUUGAACCUCAAGCUCCCGCACAUCGACCCCACGAUAUACAUCCAUCGCUUCGCGAAGCAUCUCGAGUUCGGAAACGAUCAGUACAAGGUCGCCCAGGACGCCCUCAGACUCAUCAAGCGCAUGAACAGAGAUUGGAUCGUGCAAGGUCGUCGGCCGUCGGGUAUCUGUGGUGCCGCGUUGAUUCUCGCGGCGAGAAUGAACAACUUCAGGCGGAGCAUCAGGGAGGUGGUCUACGUGGUCAAGGUUGCGGAUCUCACCAUCCAUAAGCGACUACAGGAGUUCAAGGAGACUCGCAGUGGAGACCUGACGGUGGAGGAGUUCAGAAGCAUAUGGCUCGAGCAAGAACACGAUCCGCCUAGCUUCGGCCCGAAGAAGUCGAAGCGCAAGAGGGUACGGCAGGUCAACGACGACGGUGAAGUCAUUGACAGCGACGCCGAGGAGGAGACCGAAGAAGCUGGUGGCAGUCCAGCGAAGAAAGCCAAGACCGGAGAGCAACAGGAACUCCGAAGAGACGCGGACGGCUUCGUGAUCCCCGAGAUACCGAUCGAUCCCGCCCUUGUCGGCAGCGAGGAAGGACUCGCAACUCCACCACCCACCGCUCCCGCUACUAGCAAGCACCCAAAACCCAUCAAGGACUCCGGCAUCUUCAUGCCCGACGAGCAGAGCAACGACAUUAUCAUGUCGACCAUCGAGAGCGAGAUCUCCGGACUCGUCAACGACUCGGACUCCGCCGCUAUCGUCGAGGAGCUCCGCCGCGCACACGAAGCGACACUCGCCGCGCUCCCCAAGGGCCUAGUCUCAGACGACCCCGAAAAUCUCAACGACGUCGACGACGACUGGGAAGUUCAAGGCGCCAUUCUUAACGACAAUGAAGCCGAGAUGAGGGAGAAGAUCUGGACCGAGUUCAACAAGGACUGGAUCCGCGAUCAGGAGGUGAAGCGCCUCAAGGCCGCCUCCGACGCGAGGAUGGGAAUCGUCAAGAGCAUGCGCAAGAGAAAGAAGACGAAGCCGCGUGACUCGAGCGCGCCAGAUCUUGCUGCUUCGCCGGCUGAGUCCGCAAAGGAGAUGCUGAAGCGGAGGGCUUACAGCAAGAAGAUCAACUACAAGGCCAUCGAGGGCCUGUUUGACGACUGAAAAGGGGGCGACGGUGGG
Tricharina praecox is the source of this 1833-nucleotide messenger RNA. RefSeq names its product cyclin-like protein. The transcript has 2 exons. Gene Ontology annotation, cellular component: transcription preinitiation complex; nucleus; transcription factor TFIIIB complex. Gene Ontology annotation, molecular function: TBP-class protein binding; RNA polymerase III general transcription initiation factor activity; RNA polymerase III type 3 promoter sequence-specific DNA binding. The record is from RefSeq and is a predicted model, not a curated record. NCBI's taxonomy places the organism in Eukaryota, Fungi, Ascomycota, Pezizomycetes, Pezizales, Pyronemataceae. Gene Ontology annotation, biological process: transcription by RNA polymerase III; DNA-templated transcription initiation; transcription preinitiation complex assembly. Bases 169 to 1815 code for a protein of 548 amino acids.